Molecule: messenger RNA, 3814 nt
Organism: Homarus americanus (American lobster)
Lineage: Eukaryota; Metazoa; Arthropoda; Malacostraca; Decapoda; Nephropidae
Gene: Rbsn-5
Product: rabenosyn-5-like
Exons: 11
Coding region: 297-1940 (547 amino acids)
Molecular function (GO): metal ion binding
Source: RefSeq, a predicted model, not a curated record
CAGGUCCUUCUGGUUAGGUUAGACACAUACUGUAUAUUGUACUAUUAGUUGAGAAAUGUUAGGGUUUGGUUACGUCAGUUUCUUGCUUGUUUUUACCUCACAAUUUCCCUCUACUUCAAAGCCCUGACCACUUUGUGUGAUCAAAAUUCCAUGGUUUUAAUUGAAAUCUGACUGGCAACUUCAUAUUUUUUUUAGCUCCUUAUUCCCUCAACUUAACUAAAGUUACUGAAAUUCAACAACUGACUAGAUAUACCAAGUAGCAGAGAAUACUGUAGGAUCUGAGGUUGCAGCUUGUAAUGAGUGGUGCUGAACUUGGCAAUGGGAGGGAUGGGGAAGUGCUGGAGGGAUUUUUGUGCCCAUUUUGCUUCUUAGACCUAACAUCCAUCACACAGCUCCAGGCACACUUUGAGGAACAGCACGAAUCUGAAGACAAAGCUGUACUCCAGUCACUCAAAGGUUUCUUGAAUAAAGCAAAGAAAAAACUGUUGAAUGAGGAUGAACCAGACUUUGUGCCAGCAAGAAACCAUAACCCGUUUGAUGAUGGCGCUGUGGAGUAUGAGCCUAAUAACCCUUGGAAUUGGGAUCCUCCGCCUCUAGGACCUUCAAGAUCUCACACAGCGCUCUUCAAAAAAAUAAGAAGUGCAAGGAUAGAUUCUUUUGUCGCAGAAACAAAUAAAUUGCUUAUCAGACUAGACAAACUGCUGAAAGACUUACCCAGUGAUCCAGUCAAAAGAAAAGCUCAUGAGCGAAGUAUUGUCAUGUGGGCAGACGACAAAGAUGUUCCACUCUGUCCAUUCUGUGCUCGCUCAUUUAACCUGGCUCGUCGUCGUCAUCACUGUCGGCUGUGUGGAGGCAUCAUGUGUAACGAGUGUUCUCACUUUCUCGAAUUUGAAUAUGCAAAAAAACUUAUCAGUCCAGUUCACCAAGGCAGCAUGGUUCAGUCGGCAGCUGUGAAUGUCAGCAGUGGAGUGGGUUCCAGCAUGUCUUCUCUUUUUUCGGGUAUCUCAGGUCUCCGGCGGUCUGGCUCGCAGGGCUCCCUCAAUUCACUUCUCUCUGUGAUGGAUUCUAUGACUACAGAACAAAAUUUUCGAAUAUGUACACAUUGUAUGACGCGUCUCCAGGCAAGAGACAAUCAAGUGGAGCAGCGCACAUCAAAACCAACACUGUCGAUGUAUUAUGAAAAAUUGAUGGAAUACAGAUCUCAAAUUGAGAGCCUUUUACCACAAUUUAUACGUAUGGCAGAGUCGUUAAGUUGUGGAGAAACUACAUACAGUUUGCGUGAUGCUGAAGAACUAAGAGUGAAAAUCCUCAAAAAAGGGGAUAGUCUCAACUCCAUGGCUCAGCGUGUGCGUAACCUUGGUAGCAGCACAGGGCAAGACAUAGGAGAUGCAGCUUCAAGCCAUGUUCCUCCUUCAGGUCCACGACAAGAACUCUUGCAACGCAGAAUACAGUCAACUACAACAGCAUUUCUCAAAGAACAAAUUCUUAGUCUACCUAAGUUACCAACUCAUCAGGAGCUGAAGGAGAUGCAAGAGAGGAGAAGAAUGGAAGCUGAAGCUCGACUAGCAGCAGAGAAGGAAGCAACACGUCGAGCAGAGGCACGUGCAGCUGAGAUCUUACGACGCAGAGACCGAGAUUCAAGAGACUCUCCACGUUCCACACCAUCGCGCUCCAGCAGUGUUACUCCUCCAUCUUUUUCCAGCCUCAAGAAGCGACAGCAAACAGAGGAGGUGGUAGUGGACACAGGCUGGGGGGCAGACUCCUCAGCUCAUAAUGUGACUGAGACAGAUGACCCAAUGAUUCAACAGAUGAAUAUCAUUAGGAAUUAUAUCAAACAAGCCAGGGAAGCGAGUCGUUAUGACGAUGUGCCGUUACUAGAAGCAAACCUUCGAGAACUUCAAGAGGAGUAUAAGAAACAACAGAGACUUAUGAAUCCAUAGUACAGUAAAGGUCUUGGUGACUACUCAUAAUACUCAAAAUUCUUCCUCAUUUUUUUUAUAGGGGGAUAUACUUACUGUACUCAUAAUUCUAAACAAGCAUACAGUAUUUUCUAUUAAUUGAGCAUUUAAGUGUUAUCAUGAUAAACAAGAUGUAAGUAGUGUAUAUUAAGAGAUUCUGAAAUUUAAAUUAAGUUCUCAUAUCCAAUACAUUACCAGGAAGUUCGGCUUGUCCUUCCUGUUAUCUACCAUUACAGUGUCUUUAUUCUUAGUUGUCACUAAGCCUUCGUCCUCAGAAAAUUCCCUUGUGUACUUUAGCAACUGCAUUUAUAUUCUGUUAAAUUUUUUAUACAGAUAUAAACAUUUUGUAUUUUACUUAAUGGUGUUGGAAGAUCAGUUAGUUUGUGUGUUCGUUAGGCGUCAGUGAAAGUAAAGUGAAAGUAAAAGAGUCACUAGGAAUUUGUUAGUUCUACAGCAGCCUUAUCACCUCGUACUGGGUACAAUGUUUAUUGAAUCUGUAAUGACAUUGGCUCUUCCAUUAAAUGUAUAAGUUUUUUUUUUACAUUUAUAAAAAGCAAUGUUCAGUUGCUCCAUAUUUAUUUACCAUUGAAUUUUUUAUUGGUAAUAUUUAACAGAAUUCAGGGUUGUUAUUUAAAGGCAGACAACCAAUAUUUGGUUUACUUUGACCACUUGACUUGUCUACGCUGCCAGUAUAUGUAUAAUGUACAUUCUUCAUAGUUAAGGUAAUAAGGCUUCCUCAUAUAGAGAACAAGAAUGUCCCUACAGCACAUAUCUGCUUUAAUUUGCCGCACAUUUCUUAAACUGUUUAUGACACAAUCUUGUAUUAUUGUUUUCUUGUUCUGUACUAUAUAGCUGACAAUUUAUUCAGCAAAAACAUACUAUGCAAAUCCACGUGAAAUAUGCUUAAUAUCUGAGGUGAAGUAUUAAUGAUAACUUGAAUAAGAUUGACCAUGUGAUUUUCAAUAUUACUUGAUUCAAAAUGAAUAUUGUGUUGUAUGUUGUUAUGUUGUAUAGAUCUUUUUGUAUUAUAAAUUCAUAAGAUUAUAUAUAUAAAUUCUCACUUUUUUAAAGGUAGGGUAUACCAAAGAUUAUUGAAAGCUCAUGAAAUUUCCUCUAUGUCUUUAUAUAGAUUCUCUAUCCGUAACAAAGUAUUGUACAACUUUAUCAAUUGUGCCUCAGCUGGUUUUAGUGCUGUAUAUGUUUUUUUUUCUGAUUUUUUUUAUAACUGUAUGUAGAGGAGUUAAUGCAUCAUAAGACUGCUGAUUAAAUCAGAUACUUCUCUACACUCAAAUAAGAUUUUAAGACACUUAUCCCAACAUUCCAAUUUUUUGUAAAUGGUUUUUUCAUGGGUUAUAGAACUAUGCAGAUUACAUUGGUACUAGUAUACUGUAUUUAUAUACAGUGUUCAAUAAAUGGAUGCUAACUUUAUUUCCAUAAUUGAGUGGACCUUAGCUAUUUUUGCAGCAUGAUUUAGCUUCAUAUAGCUUUACAGUAUAACCUCAAAAUGAUGCAUUAUCAAUGAUGUUACCACAAAAGUAAGUUUUUCAUAUCUUGAACUCAGUUGCUAAUGGUUUACAGUCAUAUAAACUGAUGCAGAGCUGCCAGUACUGUAAAUAUAAAUGACUUUGUACUGGAGUAUGUUCUUACAUUUAGUCAUAUUUAGUACAGUACAGGUACAGUAUAUGGAAGAGUUUGAUGGCUCACAACCAUAUCAUUUCAUCUUGGUCUUAGUUUUACACACACAUAUUAGUUCCUUAAAUUGGAAGCAUUUGCUGUUUUACUUGUAAUGCUGUAUUUGGAAAUACAAAUAAUUGUGGUGACAAGUUAAUUAAUAAAAAUAAUAAUUCAAAAGAAAA